AUGGUCAACUCAUGUUGUGGCUCUGUCUGCUCUGAGCAGGGCUGUGACCAAAGUCCCUGCCAGGAGAGCUGCUGCCAACCCAGCUGCUGCCAGACCACCUGUUGCCAAACCACCUGCUGCCGCCCCAGCUGUGGAGUGUCCAGUUGCUGCCGCCCAGUGUGCUGCCCGACCACCUGCCGUCCCAGCUGUGGCGUGUCCAGCUGCUGCCGCCCAGUGUGCUGCCAGACCACCUGCCGUCCCAGCUGUGGCGUGUCCAGCUGCUGCCGCCCAGUGUGCUGUCAGACCACCUGCCGUCCCAGCUGUGGCGUGUCCAGCUGCAGCCGUCCUGUCUGCUGCCAGACCACCUGCCGUCCCAGCUGUGGAGUGCCCAGCUGCUGCCGCCCAGUGUGCUGCCAGACCACUUGCUGUAGUACAACUUGCUGCCGCCCCUCUUGUUGAAUUUCUUAUCUGAAUACCAGUUCCCAGGCAGUCAUAAUGACAGCCAACCUCACGGGAACCUCCACCUCUGACACCAUGGUCAGCUCCUGUUGUGGCUCUGUCUGCUCUGAGGAGGGUUGUGGCCAAGGCUGCUGCCAGCCCAGCUGCUGCCAGCCCACCUGCUGCAGGCCUACCUGCUGCCAGCCCACCUGCUGCAGGCCCACCUGCUGUGUGUCCAUCUGCUGCAGACCCAGCUGCUGUCAGUCUGUGUGCUGCCAGCCCACCUGUUGCCGCCCCAGCUGCUGCCGCCCCAGCUGCUGCAUUUCUAGCUGCUGCAGGCCUUCCUGCUGCUGCCCCAGCUGCUGCUUGUCCAGCUGCUGCCGCCCCAGCUGCUGCAACUCCAGUUGUUGCAGUCCCAGCUGCUGUGUGUCUAGCUGCUGCUGCCCCUCCUGCUGUGUGUCCAGCUGCUGCAGGCCCCAGUGCUGCCAGUCCAUUUGCUGCCAGCCCACCUGCUGUUGUCCCAGCUGCUGUGUGUCCGGUUGCUGCAGGCCCAGCUGCUGCCAGUCUGUGUGCUGCCAGCCCACCUGCUGCCGCCCCAGCUGUUGCAUCUCAAGUUGUUGCCGUCCCAGCUGCUGUGUGUCCAGCUGCUGCAGGCCCACCUGUUGCCAGAGCACCUGCUGUCGCCCAGCAUGCUCUAGCUGUUCUUGUUGCUGA
Molecule: messenger RNA, 1131 nt
Organism: Alexandromys fortis (reed vole)
Lineage: Eukaryota; Metazoa; Chordata; Mammalia; Rodentia; Cricetidae
Product: keratin-associated protein 4-6-like
Exons: 3
Cellular component (GO): keratin filament
Source: RefSeq, a predicted model, not a curated record